UUAAAAAUAGCGACAGGAUAUUUUGAUGCUUGAAAAGUUAGGUUAAUAUUUCUGAAGAAUAUUUACGAAUCACCGGGACUAUUCUGAAUCGAAUUUUCUUUAUAUUUUAUUUGCGAAUUGUUACGUUGAAAGAGACACACCAUGGCACAAAGUAGAUUAGAAAAAAUUGGUACGAUUUAUAGCAGAGUCAUUUCGCUAUUAAAGGGCAAAGCUAUGAAAGAGGAGGACAAACCUAUAUGGUUGGCAGUGUACGAGGCCUUCCCUCCGAAAUAUGAACCUAGAUACGAUAGACAAUUGCCAAGGAAAGAAAUCAGACCUAUCUUUUAUGAAGAGGAUUUAAUUCGAGUAAGAUUUCACAAAGAUCAAAACUUUAUACCAGCUACUAAUUUAGCAAACGAAAAUGUAAAAUCUGCAACACAAAACUUUCUAUCUAUAUACAAAACAAUAAAAGAGCAAGAAGAAUUAUCGGAAAAUAGUGUUUAUGAAAAGGCAAUGCAACAGUAUAUUUUAGAAGUAGAAACAAGAAUGUCAAAGAAAGUAGAGUCUAAAUCAUCAAACAUAUUUACAUAAUUACAAAAUAUAUUUUUUUUUUUUGUAAAUAAAGACUUUGUUAUUUAAUAGAUAGUGAUCUAUGAGUGUUAAAAUAUAAGUGUGAUUACACUACAGAAAUAGAAAUGAUAGAAAUAUAGCAGAAUCUUAUUCAACAAGUAUAGUUUGUAUUUUGUGACAAUCAAUACAUUAAAUAACAAUGGAUUUCGGUAACAUUACAACUUAUGCUGUUGAGAUGAUAAUUAUAAUAAUCUUCAUAAUGAGAGUAAACAUGAAUUUACAAAGAUA
Molecule: messenger RNA, 837 nt
Organism: Cataglyphis hispanica
Lineage: Eukaryota; Metazoa; Arthropoda; Insecta; Hymenoptera; Formicidae
Gene: mRpS23
Product: 28S ribosomal protein S23, mitochondrial
Exons: 4
Coding region: 142-570 (142 amino acids)
Biological process (GO): translation
Cellular component (GO): ribosome; mitochondrion
Molecular function (GO): structural constituent of ribosome
Source: RefSeq, a predicted model, not a curated record